Molecule: messenger RNA, 1295 nt
Organism: Suricata suricatta (meerkat)
Lineage: Eukaryota; Metazoa; Chordata; Mammalia; Carnivora; Herpestidae
Gene: RIPPLY3
Product: ripply transcriptional repressor 3
Exons: 4
Coding region: 1-546 (181 amino acids)
Biological process (GO): negative regulation of transcription by RNA polymerase II; embryonic pattern specification
Cellular component (GO): nucleus
Source: RefSeq, a predicted model, not a curated record
AUGCGACCCGAGGCGGCGGCCAGAGUCCGUCACUGGCCCGCCGACGGUCCCCGGAGGCCGCCGCCGACGCCGCGCGGGCCGGAGAGCCCCACACUGUGGAGACCUUGGAUCCUGACACCCCAAGAAACUGAGCUGCCCGGAACUGGAAGGCGGCUUGAACCUGGUGGUGACCGGCAAACUCCUGGAUCCAAGGGUGCCUUUGGGUUUCAGCAUCCUGUAAGACUUUACUUACCCAUUUCAAAGCGCCAAGAGUACCUGCAGAGUUCUGGGGAAAAAGUGCUGGCCAGUUUCCCGGUGCAAGCCACCAUCCACUUCUAUAACGAUGACUCUGAUUCAGACAGUGAAGACCAAGAGGAAGAAACCCAGCCUUCCGAGCUUCAGGGCCAGGAGACAGGAGGUCAGGCGGAGGACGGCCCAGGAGGGAAGGGCGGAGGCCAGCUCGCAGACCUGGGCCCGAGGUCUGCAGGACACAGUGGCCUCGGCGGUAAGGGGCCACCCCCUCACGGUGACUCUCUGCGGAGCACAGAGUGUUCCUCACCCAAAUGAACGGAGUCUCUCUCCCAUGCCAGACCUGGCUCACACGCACUCUUGGGGACAGCUGUGCCAGGACCCCUUGCGUGUCCCCUGGUGUCCGGGGGUCAGGGACUACCUCUGGUCAGGACUCCACCCACAACAAGAAUGUCACUUUUAACUUUUCCUCCUCUUGGUGAUUCUCUUGGGGGCACUCACCACACCAUUGGGAAAAGGAUUCUGGAACCAGGAGGUUUGUCUUGAUGUGGGUUAUUAUCAGAUGGGACCAACUUCCAAAGCACCGUUUCCCAUUGUCUCUGUGCUAUCAAGUGACGGAUAAUUCCAGAAUAGGUUAGUCACCCACCGGUGCCUCUCACUUAACCUCGGACUCGUUAUUUAGCGAUUUCUGCUUUUGUACAAAUGAUGUAGAUGUCCCAGCGUUCAUGUGUUUGCUCAGUGGCAUUCCUAAAAUAUUAAUGAAAAAUAAAUAAAACUGAAUAAUUUCCAUAAGAGUCACAGAAAUUCGAAUGUGGAUUUUUAGGGGACAGUUCUGGAUAAAAAUUUCUGAUUCUUGUCUAAGGGCUGAAUGUAUGAAUAUAGGGAGAGAGGAGCUUCGACUCUUACUUGGGGGCUGGUGUGGGCUUGUGACUUGAAGAGAAUGACACUGUUUUCAAUCAAAUUAUCUAAUAUAAAAUUAUUUUCAUUUUUUAAAUAUUUUGGUGAUCAAAUGACUGUACUCCACAAGUUUAUUACUUAACUAUCUUACAUGUGGUUGUUUUCCUAUA